Molecule: messenger RNA, 868 nt
Organism: Closterium sp. NIES-67
Lineage: Eukaryota; Viridiplantae; Streptophyta; Zygnematophyceae; Desmidiales; Closteriaceae
Source: the annotation of a GenBank genome assembly
AUUCUCUUGCCCAACAUUCUAGGACUGGAAUUCCAGCAUCAGAUUCCUCCCAGUUCUGCAUCUGGCCCUGCUCUGAAAUCUCUUACCUAGUUCUAGUUCCCAGCCCCAGCCACCAUGUCUUGGCAAUCGUACAUCGAUGAUCACCUUAUGUGUGCCCUUCCGCACGGAGGGCAGCUGAAAGCGGCUGCUAUUGUUGGUAAUGAUGGCUCUAUUUGGGCCCGGAGUGCUGACUUUCCAGCGUUGACCCCAGCUCAGGCAAUAGCAAUCUGGGAAGGAUUUGAAGACAACGCUGCGGCGCUUGCGGGGAGUGGUCUGUUUCUGGGUCCGAUGAAGUUUAUGGUCGUCCAGGGUGACCCGGGUGUUGUCAUUCGUGGCAGAAUUAAGAACCCUCUUGUUGGUGGUUGCUGCAUCAAGAAGACGGUCGGCGCAAUGGUGAUGGGCAUUUUCGAGGAGCCUGUUGCUCCAGCUGACUGCAAUAUGGUUGUUGAGAACAUGGGUGAUUACCUCUCCGGCCAGGGUAUCUAGGAUGCUCCGAGUCAAGAAAAUGGCUCAUGUGUAUGCUGCAAGCAUUCCAAAAGCCAACAUGGGACCUGUUUCGUAUUUAGUGAGAUACCCUGGUGCUCUGUGGUCCUAUGCACUGAUGCAUCUCAGCAUGGCGGCUACCGGUAUCCGUGUAAGCUACCUAGGUCUUCUUUACGUCACUGGCGCGUGUAGGGGCUGAAUUUCUAGGCAUCUCCGUAUGCAUUCAUGAAUUUACUUGUAUCCUGCUUCAGGAAGCGUUACCGUAAUCCCCAGGAUACCAGCGCUGCCGUUAAUUUAGCCCAUGGCUCCUACACAGUGUAAAGGCGAAUAGAGAAAAAUUCGUUAU